Molecule: messenger RNA, 3039 nt
Organism: Cornus florida
Lineage: Eukaryota; Viridiplantae; Streptophyta; Magnoliopsida; Cornales; Cornaceae
Product: E3 ubiquitin-protein ligase ORTHRUS 2-like
Exons: 9
Coding region: 164-2446 (760 amino acids)
Biological process (GO): negative regulation of gene expression via chromosomal CpG island methylation; protein ubiquitination
Molecular function (GO): ubiquitin protein ligase activity; metal ion binding
Source: RefSeq, a predicted model, not a curated record
CACUCUCUCUACAAGAAAUGAAGUAAACCAAGCAAACCCUACACAACGGUUGAUAAACACUUUCUCUCUCUACUCUCUAGAUACCAGUCUCUCUCUCUCUCUCUCUCUCUCUCUCUCUCCCUCUCUCUUUGUAUCAAUCUAUCGACAGUGCGCAGCGCUACCAAUGGCGCACGAUAGCCAACUUCCCUGCGACGGAGAUGGCAUUUGCAUGCUCUGCAAAAACAAGCCACCGGACGAGGAGAAGCUGACCUGCAACACGUGCGUCACGCCGUGGCACGUGAGCUGCCUGGCCGUCAAGCCCGAAACCCUAUCCGGUACACUCCAGUGGGGGUGUCCGGACUGUACCACACUCGUCGGCGCCGACGCCGGAAAAUCUGCCGUCGCCGGAGGAGACGACGCCUCCGGUGGGCUCAUCGCCGCGAUUCGGGCGAUCGAGGCCGAUGCGUCGCUGACGGAGAGAGAGAAGGCGAAGAAGCGACAACGGCUCUUGAGCGGGGGCGCAGAGUCGGCCGGUGAAGACGACGGCGACGGCGGAGAGAAGUCGAAGAGGAAGGGGAAGGAGAAGGUGGAGGAUACGAACCAUUUUUUUGAUCUUCUUGAUGAGACCUUCAAGUGCUCGUUCUGUAUACAGUUGCCGGAGAGGCCUGUCACGACACCAUGUGGCCACAAUUUCUGCUUAAAAUGCUUCCAGAAAUGGGUGGGACAAGGAAAGCAUACUUGUAUAAAGUGUCGCUCCAGUAUUCCUGCCAAAAUGGCAAGUCAGCCCCGCAUCAACUCUACACUUGUGGCUGCCAUCCGUAUGGCAAAAAUGUCAAAAUCAAAUGCCACAGGAGGGCUUCAGAAAGUUUAUCAUUUUGUGCAUAACCAAAACCGACCUGAUAAGGCAUAUACUACAGAGCGAGCAGUGAAGGCAGGGAAGGCCAAUGCGGCAAGUGGGAGGAUAUUUGUCACUGUCGCACCUGACCAUUUCGGUCCGAUUCUUGCUGAGAACGAUCCAGAGAGGAACCAGGGUGUCUUGGUUGGGGAGUGUUGGGAGGGUCGGCUAGAAUGCAGGCAAUGGGGUAUUCACCUGCCGCCUGUUUCAGGUAUUUGUGGACAAUCGAACCACGGUGCACAAUCAGUGGUACUUUCAGGAGGUUAUGAGGACGAUGAGGAUCACGGGGAGUGGUUCCUCUACACCGGAAGUGGUGGAAGGGAUCUUAGUGGUAACAAAAGGACUAACAAGGAACAAUCAUUUGAUCAGACAUUUGAUAAAAGUAAUGAGGCUUUACGAGUUAGCUGCAGAAAAGGUUAUCCGGUUCGAGUAGUUAGGUCGCAUAAGGAGAAGCGUUCUUCUUAUGCCCCAGAGGAGAAAGUGUUGCGGUAUGAUGGAAUCUACAGAAUAGAUAAAUGCUGGAGGAAGGUUGGAAAACAGGGCUUCAAGGUCUGCAGGUACCUCUUUGUGAGAUGUGACAAUGAUCCUGCACCAUGGACGAGCGAUGUGUAUGGGGACCGGCCUAGACCCCUGCCAGUCAUUCCCGAGCUUAAACAAGCAACCGACGUUACCGAGAGGAAGGAGAGUCCAUCAUGGGAUUAUGAUGAGGAAAAAGAAUGCUGGAAAUGGAAAAAACCACCACCUCCCAGCAAAAAACCAGUAACUACAGGAAAUGCCGAAGGUGAAAAGAGUACAAGGAAAGCAAUCAGGAAAGUUCAUAUGAUAUCUGUAAAAGAGAAGCUUCUGAAAGGAUUUAGUUGCCUUCUUUGUCAAAAUGUGAUGACUCUCCCUCUCACAACUCCCUGUGCUCAUAACUUCUGCAAGCCUUGUCUGGAAGGUGUAUUUGCUGGCCAGAGUUUCGUGAAAGAGCGGACAACCGCUGGUGGACGGACACUUCGCUCACAGAAGAAUGUCAUGAAGUGUCCGACUUGCCAUACUGACAUUUCAGAAUUCCUUCAAAACCCGAAGGUUAACAGAGAAAUAAUGGGUGUCAUAGAGAAACUCCAAUGUAGGGAUGAAGAGGAUGAUGAUACCAUGGAGGAAUGCAAUAAAGAGGAAGGUGCUGCGAAGGAAGAGAGUUCUAAUGCUUUGAAUGGGAGUGAAGAACAUGAUUUGCCUACUCCUCAGGCUGAGUGCUCGCCUGAAAAGGCUUCCAAGCGAAAGAAUGUUGAUGCUGAUCCUCCAAUCGGCGAGAAACCUAAAAGGACUAACAAGAGGAAAAAAACUGAUGCUGGAGGAGGCUCAUCAAAGAUUGAUGAUAAUGGGAUGAAAACCGGGGAGAAGUCCAAUGAAGAAGACGAUUCUCGAGUGCAUGUUCUUAAAAGAUGUGCUGCUGAAGGAGCUUCCAAUAAUCAGAAAACUGAUGGUGGGGCAGAGGCCGAGAACAAGAUGGCUCAAGAUGCGGCCGGUGAAGGAAUCGAUUCACCUUCAAGUCCUCUCAAUGUGGGUUCAGAGGAUGACGAUUCCCGCUGAUUUUGUCCUCUUGGUUAAACAAUUUGGUACAUAAUUGGAUGGUGGCUAGGAUUGGAAGAUUUAUCAGUUGAAUAAUCAAACUGGUUAUAAUAAUUUCAAGUGGUUUUUUUGAGUAGAGGCCAGUGAUUCAGGCAUUCACAACCCUACAGAAGGGGUAGUUUGGCAAGUUUUUGAAAAACAUUUUUUGUUCAGCCAAACUGCUAUACACAUGUUUGUAUUUUGAUGCUUCACAUUGUAUUUUUGAUGCAGAGCCUGAAAGCAUAUGAUAUACAAAAAUGUUACUAUCAAACAGUUUCUCCUUGCCCGUCAAGUAGCUUCUAAGAUUCUUAUGAAAUGUGAAUUGUCACAAGAAACUAUUAUUGUAUUGGAAGUCAUUUUUUUGGAAUCCUCUAUUGUUGUACAGCAUAGGACAGCUGUGAUCUUUCAUGUGUGGGACCGUACAUUGGAGGACGGUCGUGAUCGUUCACGUGUGGGCUAUGCUUGUCUAUUAAAUGUCGCUGUAUGGUUGUGAUCGUUCACAUGUGCGGGCUAUGCUUGUUUAUUACGUAUCGUUGUACGGUCAUGAUCAUUCAUAUUAAGUAUCACUGUACGGU